UUACGUGUGGGCCCGGUGAGGCAAAGCCCGGUUCCGAAUGGCCUGAAGAGCUGCCGAACCCCGAACCGCGGAUAAAUCCGAACCAGCGGCGGGUUUUAGAGCCGGGAGGAGGAUGAGGAUGACGCCGUUUCCUCGUUCUCUCCUGAGUGAUCUAAACUUUAAGACCUGAAGUGUCUUUGGGUCAGAAACAAAAGACGCAGCCUGGGAAAUGGAUCAGAGGAACCUCCAGCAGGACUUUCAGGACCAACUUAAUGAUGUGGUCGGCAGAUUUCAGUCCAAGAAUUUCUUCCAGUCUGACUUGGACAUCGCCUUUUUUGCUGUCUUCUUCAUCUUCAUCGGCAUGAUCCUCCUGCUGCUCAUCCUGGUUCUGAUCCGCUGCUGCUGCUGCUGCUGCUGCCAGGAUGAUCUCAAGCCUCGCAGACAGAAGAGGGGGGUGGUGAACAUGGCUCUGGAGCCCUGAUCCUGACACAGACGAUGACAGGACCUGAUUAAUGGAAGUGCACCCCCCCCCCCACCUUACCUUCACACCUCCACCCCAAUGAUCUGCUACGAUUUUAUUUCUGUGCACAUUUACAUACAUUUCUGCUGUUGGUCUUUUAUCAUUUUAUUGUAAUUUUCAUUUUCUCAAAGGGCCUAUCAUGUAAAACCAACCUUUUAGCUUUUAAGUGUAUCAUCGUGUUGAUUUCUCACUAUAAAGAACCUCAAAGCGG
Oryzias melastigma (Indian medaka) is the source of this 710-nucleotide messenger RNA. RefSeq names its product small integral membrane protein 22 (gene smim22). The record is from RefSeq and is a predicted model, not a curated record. NCBI's taxonomy places the organism in Eukaryota, Metazoa, Chordata, Actinopteri, Beloniformes, Adrianichthyidae. The coding region runs from base 209 to 460 and encodes 83 amino acids. Gene Ontology annotation, biological process: regulation of cell population proliferation. The transcript has 4 exons.